Humulus lupulus (European hop) is the source of this 1482-nucleotide messenger RNA. RefSeq lists its product as uncharacterized. NCBI's taxonomy places the organism in Eukaryota, Viridiplantae, Streptophyta, Magnoliopsida, Rosales, Cannabaceae. The record is from RefSeq and is a predicted model, not a curated record. The transcript has 2 exons. Bases 1 to 1482 code for a protein of 493 amino acids.
AUGGUGAGAACCAGAGGCAGUGGGUCUCGGUCUGUCAAGUCAGCGGCUGGUUCAUUGAGUGUAUCUCCAUCCCUCACUAAGAAGAAAGCUCGGAAGAGUACCUUGUCUCAUCCCAUCCACAUUGAUGAGUCCAUCACCACGAGCAAAGCCGUGGUCAUUCCGGACCUUGAAGCCCCCAAAGUUCUGACUGAACCUCCUUCUUCGGCGGCUCCGCUCGCCUCUGUCCCAGGGUCUUCCAAAAGAGGCCGAGCUUCUCCAUCAGAGGAUGUCUCUGAUCAUGGUCGUGAUUCUGCCAAAGCCCAUUCUGAUUCCUCAGAGUCACCUGACGUGCUUGCACCCAAGAAGAAAAGCAAGGGUUGGUUCCAGGUCUCUUCUUCUCGAAAAUCUCCUCGUUCCAAAGGGACUGAUCCUUCUGAUUCUUCGCCGAAGGCUUCAUCUCCUGUUGGUACCACUCCUCGUUCCAAGUUUAGGUCAAAGGUAAAGAAAAUUCCUCCACCUUGUUCUUCUUCUGAAACUGACCCUUCUUCAGAUUGUGUACCCUCUGACGAAGAUCCCCUUGAAGACGACCCCUCUCUUGAGGAAAAUGUUGACUCAGAAGAUGAAUCUGACCCAUCAGAGGACCCCCCUGUUUCACCAAAGGGCAAGAAACCAAUGAAAAUUCCUGAGAUUCGCACAAAGGUGUUUGGGGUCAUCAAAAAUAUUGAGGAUCGAGGGUGGUUAGGUUCUUUAACCGGGCUGGAUGGUUUUGUUCCUAGAGUUGUACAAGAAUUCUAUGCCAAUAUCAAUGAUGAUCUGUUUGAUAGGAAGUCUUUUAUGUUUGGUCAAGUUUAUGUCCGAGGGAAUUGGUAUUUGUUCAAUGCUGCUGAAAUUACCAAGGUUCUUAAUUUGCCUCUUUCUGUUGAUAAUGUUGCUGUGGAGUUUAACAAAGAUAAGGUGCUUUCGGAGUUGGUAGGACAAAAUAUGGUGUGGGAACCUCACUCAGUCCUCAAAGUAACAGAUCUUACUCAUUACUAUGCUGUGCUUCACAAAUUUGCCACCUCCAACUGGAUUCCCACUACUCAUACCUCCACCAUUACCUUUGACACGGCCUUCUUUCUGUACAAAGUUGGAACCGGUCUCGGUGUUGAUCUUGCCUCUCUCAUUUUUGACCAGAUCGCUGCCUUAGGGAAUGCCAAAAAGAAAGGUCAAUAUUUGGUGUUUCCCCAUUUUAUUUACAAGUUGCUUGAUUCUCAAAAGCCUCUUCGCUUGGAAUAUGAGAUCUUGACUCCUCCAAGUGCCGGAGCAGACUACAAACUCAAAAAGGAACCAUCAUCUGUUAAAGCAACUAAAGGGAUUGCUCUCAAGGCUGGCGAUGCUGAUUCUGUUGCUGCUGAACUCGCUAGUGUCAAGGCCACCCUAGAAUCUGUUCAAACAGAAGUGAUCAGCCUCAAGGGUUGUCUCUCAACCAUGGUGUCUCACUUUGCAGCCGGUCCUUCCCACUGA